Messenger RNA from Heteronotia binoei (common prickly gecko), 4694 nucleotides. RefSeq names its product family with sequence similarity 124 member B (gene FAM124B). The coding region runs from base 564 to 1949 and encodes 461 amino acids. The transcript is spliced from 3 exons. NCBI's taxonomy places the organism in Eukaryota, Metazoa, Chordata, Lepidosauria, Squamata, Gekkonidae. Gene Ontology annotation, cellular component: nucleoplasm. The record is from RefSeq and is a predicted model, not a curated record.
AAGUAAGCUGUUUCCCAUUGCCAGGAUGGAUCCCAAAUGUAUGAAAUGGGUAGCUAGAUGCCAACUAGCAAGCAUUUUGAGAAGAUGAGCCCGCACAUACACAAAUAUUGCCUUGAGAUUGCAGUGCGGAAAUGAAGCCUCUGGUGUAUCUGGCACAGAACCAGAUGUGGGACCCUUCCUUCCACGCUAAAAUGGAAUAGCAAUGUGUAAACCUGGCAUUCAAGAAAACAUUUCCCCUGAAGUCAUAGCUUUCCUGAGAUUACUUUUUGGAGAUAGAUAUCUGCUAUCUGCAGUGCUCACAUUGACUUCUUUUCAAUUGUCCUAUUUCCUUUCUGCCUUUAAAAGAAUGGUUUAUCUGCACAGCCCGGAAGGGUGUUGUCUAAAAAAAAAUUGCAAGCUUUGUAAAGCUGAAACACUUGGUGUGCAGGCUGAAAGAACAAAACAAUGCUGAGCCUUUAAAUAAAACACAAGCAUCACAAUGCGUUUUUCAGAGAGAUGGCGUCAGUGUCCAGCAAGUUGUGCUAUUACCCAGGAUCUGCUAGUUUCCAGCUGGUCACUAUACAAUGGAUGGAAGAGCAGACUCUUUGGUGAUGACUGUGCACCUGCUUGCCAAAUCUGGGUAUGCGUUACUCUUGCAGCAAACCCUCAGUCAGCUUCAGGAGUGGAUCUGCCUUGAUGUAUGCCUGUUCCUUGUCUCAGAAGUCACUUCUCCUGUUAAGUAUUAUGAGACGAACCGCCAAAAGAGCUCCAGGUUCCCAGGGACGUCUGUUCUGCUUUUCUUGCAUGAAGAUUCAGGGGGGAAACGGAUUUUCCAAGUCCAUGACUUUUUCCAGCACCCACCAUGGCACCGCGUCAACCUGGAAAGUGCUAACGGGAAACUGUCCUGGCAGGCCCUUGGUAAUCAGGAGUUCUACGGGCUGGAUGAGCACAUGCCAGUGUGGGGAGUGCGACAAGUUCAUUAUGGCACUGAAAUUCUGCGCAUCACACUCUACUGUAGCUUUGACAACUACGACGACGCAGUGAGGCUUUAUGAGAUGAUCCUGCAGAAAGAAGCAACUGUGCAAAAAAGCACUUUCUGUGCCUUUAUACUGUAUACAACAGAGAGCAUUGCUGUUCAGCUUUGCCUAAAGCAGCUGCCUCUUGGUCUGUCUGUCGACUUGAAGGAAUCUUCAGUGUUGCAGUUCAAGGUGCAUGAAAUCGGGCAGCUGGUUCCACUUCUGCCGAAUCCUUGUUUUCCUAUCAGCAGGACUAGAUGGCAAACAGAAGAUUAUGAAGGAAACAAGAUCCUGCUUCAGGUUCAAAACAGCUCAAAACACAGUGGAAAGCAGGAUUCACUUCCCAGUUGGCUUAAUAAUGCAAGUGAGGAAGGACUCCCCCACUAUUCCAGCCCCUCCCCAUUAGCUAUGAGAAGAAUAGCUGUGCAGCAAAAAAAUCGAACUCUUCGAGCUGUGAAGAAUAAAAACAAAUCUACACGGAGUGGAGUGUAUGCUCCAGGAAGUCUUUACUGUCUCUCACAAAGCCACUACAGCUCUUCAUCCCAAUCAUGUUGUCCCAAAGAUUCUUCUCUGCAGGACCUAAUGUGUUCUUACAAAAACCUGAAUACUCAGUUAAGACUUCCCAGCUGUGAACUCCAGCACUGUAGAGAGGAAGAAGAGACUAAUGUUGACACAGGCAAUAGAGUAGAACCUUCUGAAAGUGAUGGGUCUCCAUUAAGCAGAUUCUCAAGGGACUUGCGAGAUGGUCUUCCACCACCCCAGGACUUGUGUUGUUCAUGCUCUGGUUCUGGCUCCACAAUCAGCUUGCUCUCUGUAGACAGAAACCAUCCAUUGUUACAAAGUACCAAAAUAAAGAAUAAAGGAUUGGGAGAGAUGCAUUCAGGUUCUCAUCUAAGAUUAUCAAGAACAAGCUAUGGGAAUGAAAAGGAAGAAGAUGAAGAAUUUUUUAUAUGACUUUAAAUACAAACUUAUUUCUCAGUGCCUUAUUUUUGAAAUAAUGGAGAGAGCAAUCUGUAUCCUGCACAAAGGCCUUGUCCUUGUGUAGAUACCCCAGCUGCCUAUACUACCUUGUUCUAGUAGUGCAAAAAGAAAGCUUAGGAGUAGUUUGCAUAAGAUGGCACUUGUAGUUUGUUUACCAUUAGUUGUUUUCCAUGAACAUUAUUCUCUCUUGCAGUUCACUCUAAGCUCCUUGAAAUCAAUGGGAGAAACUUUGCACAGGAUUGCACUGUAAGAGGGGUUCUUUCUUUCUGACUUGUAAGAGGAAGCUCAUAUGCUGAAGGAUUAUUGUGCAAUAGCACAAUAUUGUGAAAUAUUGGACAAUUAUCAUUGUACAAAAAGCCACUGACUUAACACCCCCACCCCAAGUUUACUAAAGUUCCUCAGAAGCAUAGAAGUUGCAAACCUAUUAGCCUCUGUGUGCUGCUGCUGAACGAUGGCCCAGUAAUUUGAGGCACUUUACUGUGUGGUGGAACCGCACAGCAAUGUGACCAGAGCUCUGAACUGAUAUAGCAGCCUUCUUCUUUGCUGAAACUGUCAGGAAAAUGCUGUUUCAUUGUGGACCACGUACCUUGCCACUCGGGAAGUUAGUGCCAGAUGGGUAGGAAUUGGGAGACCUACAAUCUAGAGAUGCUUUAAGUUGUUAAGAAGGGAGAUUUUGAUAUUUGACAAGGUGAAAAGUGUCUGCCUCAUAAUAGGAACUGCACACUCUUGCCUUUUUAAAUUAUUGGGCAAACUAAGCAGGAUUGCUGAAUGGCUGAGUUGCUUAUAUUUGAGUUGCUUAUAUUCUCUAUAUUUGAGAAUCUUUCUAGGGGUUUUCUUCAUAUUAAAAUCAGAAAAAAAUCAGAAAAUAUCAGGUAUCUACCUAGGACCCUUUUAUCCACAAAUGUAUCUGUACUGGCAAUCUAGUGCAUCACAUGGGGCCUUGCUGUAGAACAGAAUAGAAUAUUCUUGGUCAUGAAAUACUGUCCUCACAGAGUUUGUGAGACUGCCCCUGUAGGCACAACUACCUUCUUUCUGCCUCUUUCUACCUGCGUCCAUCACAUGUACACAACUGUGGUGGCAGUGACUAGUUGGUGUUACAUGUCUCCAGGAGCAUACAUCCUGGGUCAUCCUCUACACAUGCAGGCUAAAAGCAGCCAUCUUUCAUUGUGUUUCUACUCUGGCUAUUGAAGUCCUGCUGGCAGAGCCGUUGAGCUGUUUCUAACUAUUCUGGCUUAGCUGAUAAUACUGGAUACCCAGAGCUCUGAGGAAAUUGUACCCAGAGCUCUCAUCAUCGGCAUGCUUCUAUCACUUCCUCAGCAUAUGGAGGUCAAGUUCUGGAAAGGCUGAUAAUAUCAAGCCCUUCAGUUCUAUGGGGAUGUGGUGAAUGGCUGCAUGUGUGGGAAUGGAAGUAUCCCAUUAAUCUGAAUUGGUGAAUGGAAGUGAGACUGAGGUUUGGAUUUGCAAGUCAGCUCUUGGGGUUGUUGACAUCAUAAUUGGAUGAUGGAUGAUGUUAUGAUGUUGACAUCAUAACUGGAAAUGUUCUAUGUAGAAUUCCUGGCAGCAGCAGGGCUUGGGAAGACAUCAGCAAGAGUCCCCAGUGUAGUGCCUGUGGGCAUCAUGAUACCUGCCAACACUUUUCCUGGUACCUGCCAAGUGUUUUUAGAAAGCAGGCAGGGCCAAGUUGGGCUUUUUGAGUUUCUGGCACUUAUGAUAUAAUGCUCAUAGUUGCUUUAUGUAAAGUACCUUACAAAUAACAAUGAUGUCCUAAAAAUGCAGUGUGGCUUGCUUCUAACUAAACAUGAUCAGGCUGCACAGUGAAAAUGCUUAAUGUACUUAAUGUACCUUACUGGAACUUCUAUUGAAGUAAUCAAAUCUUUUUUGUUUGAAUAUAUUGUUAUAAUUCAGGCAGACACUGGUAACAUCACUACAUCAAAUUUUGGUUACUUUUAAAAAAUAUUACUAUGUGAUUAGUUUGAUCAGAAACUCUUACUGUACGCCUGUACAAGGAGCUCUCACCAGCUCUUCAGCGUCAAUUGUCAUUGUUACAGGUAAUAGUGUAUGUGAAAAAUGGCAGGACUCCUGAGAGAAAGGCUCAUGUGGUGACAUGCUUUUGCUUACAUGUGUUAGAUGCCCACAAAAUGAAGACAGAUAUUGCCAAAUGAGAGUUUCUUAGCUAGGUCAAUAUGUAUACAUUUUCUGUGUAUGCAAUAAAUUGUUUUUAAACAAUAUUUUAAAUUUUAAAUGGCAUCUUGUUAAACAGAGCUUUUGUCUGAAAUGUUGAAGAGCUGCCAUAUGUGUAGCCUCACGCCCUAGCAUUUUGUGGUUGGCUCCAACUCAUGUGGCAGAUAUUUUCUAGUUGUAUCCAUAUUCUUCUGUCAGAAUUCCAAAGGUGCCCACAGGUUUAAAAGGUUUGAGGAAGCCUGCCUUUGAGAGUUGUUGUUGGGUGGAGAAGCCAGUACUAAACUAGAUGGCGAAAGUGUCAUUCUGUAUAAGACAAUUUAUUUAUAGUUGAGAUUUGAACAUCAAGAGAGUGAGGUAAUCUGUUCAGUUACACUGUAUUGCUAGUAUUGUUUUUACAUCCUUCUCCAGCUGUGCCAUGUACAGAAAACAUAUUGUUGUAUGUUGCCCCUUCAAAUGGCAUGUGUUCUUCUGCAUGCAAUAUUCUUACAGCCUGAUGAAAGAAGGCUCAUUCCAGAAAUAAACCAUCCUUUAUAUGUU